UCUCCAGACCACAAGGCGCGCGAGCGUGUUGCCUUUAGGAUUUUCAUCUAUUAGAUUUGCUGGCUUACAUAUGUCGGGUAUCCAGUCCGCCAUGACACUGCUGCCUUCGCCAUGUCACACUCUUCCCCGGAACCCACAUUUUCGUCCAGCGAUCCCUUGAGACCCGAAUCUCAGUUCACCUAUCGCCAACUCCAACUUCUGCGACAAAGCUCCACGGCGACGCCUCUCCGCGUGAUCGCGCACGUGGAUCUCGAUGCAUUUUACGCCCAAUGCGAGAUGGUGCGGCUGGGCACGCCGCGCGACGUGCCCCUCGCCGUACAACAAUGGGACUCGCUGAUUGCCAUAAACUAUCCGGCCCGUUCCUUUGGGAUCACGAGAAUGAUCUCUGCCGGCGAAGCCAAGAAGCUCUGCCCGGAAGUUGUGCUACAGCAUGUCGCGACCUUCCGAGAGGGGGAGGGUGGCAAAUGGGCUUACCGUGACGAUGCCUUCAAGCGGGUGAGCACGGAUAAAGUUUGCUUGGAUCCAUACCGGGCGGAGUCUCGCAAGAUCCUCAGGGUCAUGAAGGAGGAACUGUCCCGCUGGCAUGCGAAGGUAUGCAGCGAGGGCAUUGCGGGCGCGAACGUGCAGCAACCUGGUCUUGAAAAAGCCAGCGUCGACGAGGUCUUCAUGGACCUGUCGCCGAUCGUGUAUGGCGUCCUGCUGGAACGGUACCCAGAAUUGCGCGCCGGGUCACGUUUAGACGAUCGAGUUGCGCGGCUGCCCACUCCGCCCACGACUGCACUGGCAUGGCAUGCCGAAGAUUGCUUGGUCGAUCUCGACGAGAACGAGACGGAAGUGGACGACCCGGACUGGGACGACAUUGCCAUCCUGAUCGGGUCGGAGGUUGUCCGCUCGGUUCGCCAGGCUGUUUGGGACACUCUCGGUUAUACCUGUUCCGGUGGAGUUGCAAGGAACAAGAUGAUGGCCAAGCUUGGAAGCGCCUGCAACAAGCCCAACAAGCAGACGAUCAUCCGGAAUCGUGCGGUGCAGAACUUUUUGGGUGGCUUCAAAUUCACCAAGAUCAGAAUGCUUGGAGGCAAACUCGGGGACCAGGUCACUGCUAUGUUUGGAACAGAGCAGGUGAGUGAUCUGUUGAAUAUCCCCUUGGAACAACUUCGAGCCAAGCUGGAUGAUGAUACCGCCGCUUGGCUGUACGGCAUCAUUCGAGGAGACGAUCGCAGUGAGGUCAACUCCCGAACGCAGAUCAAGUCAAUGCUUUCGGCAAAAUCCUUUCGACCGAGCAUCAACAGUAUCGACCAAGCGGAGAAGUGGCUGCGUAUUUUUGCAGCGGACAUUUACGGUCGCUUGGUGGAAGAUGGCGUGUUGGAAAACAAGCGGCGCCCGAAGACAGUCGCCUUGCAUCACAGACAAGGCGCUCAGGUCCGCUCACGGCAGAUCCCGAUUCCCGGCUCGUCGCCAAUCGACGAGGAGCUGCUGUACAGCCUUGGUUCGACACUGCUUCGACAGGUCAUCGUUGACGGCCGUGCCUGGCCUUGUGCAAACCUCUCUCUGAGCGUCGGCGGGUUUGAAGAUGGAGUGUCGAAGAACAAAGCGAUCGACUCGUUUCUUCUCCGGGGGGAGCAGGCGAAGUCUGCACAGAAUACUCGACUUCUGUCGGGUGACGAUGCAGUGGAUGUUCAACAACCUCAUGAGAAGCGUUUUAAAACUGAGCCGGACGGAAUCCGGCGGUUCUUCGCUAAACCUCCGGGGUUUGCUGCGUCGCCUACGGCGGCUGAGACAAGCCCAGGCGAGGCAUUACCAAGCACAGAGGUUGAACCGCGUGGCUUAGACGCACCGGCAGAGGAUAAUGCGCGGCAGUCUCUAGAUGCGGUAUUUUUUUCUUGCAGCCGCUGCGGCAAGUCACUACCCGAGCACGAGAGGGCCGAGCAUGACGACUGGCACUUUGCCAGAGACCUGGUGGACCAAGAGAAUCAGACCGGCCGCAGCUCUCCUCAGACUCCGGCAGCAUCAUCCACUGGGACAAUUCAGACACGUAGCCGGGGUGGUCGUAGUGGUCGGGGUAAGCCUGAGAGGGGACAAACCCGACUGAAUUUUGGGUAGAAUCGCAUUCCGGCUUGCGAAAGCUUCAGGCAUAACAGACUUGGGAGCCAGUAGCUAAAACCAGCCUAAGCAGUAGGGCUGGUGGAAAAUCUUGAGUCGAUUCUCUCUCUCUGACCAGCACGGGACCUGGACAGAUUGGCUAGCCAUGCUGGCCAUCCAACCAUCUUCAAACCACUAUCCUGGCAAGCAGCUGGAUGCGACGUAAGGACAGUGUGGACGUCGCAUGGGCUUGGGCUAUCACCCUUGCAACUGCGAUGCCAUUGACGGAAUGACAUCUGAAUCCAUAAUAAUCAACUUCGCAAGUUUGAAGAAUCGGCGCUUUACCGAACCAUUUUCCAGGAUCAUCGAUUACACAUGAAGGAUUGAAUUGGCAAGUCUGGCUCUAGGAAAAUCUGAACGUAUCUUAAUCUUGCUUGAACACAAUUGAACUUUCAUA
Aspergillus saccharolyticus JOP 1030-1 is the source of this 2536-nucleotide messenger RNA. RefSeq names its product DNA-directed DNA polymerase eta. The transcript has a single exon. NCBI's taxonomy places the organism in Eukaryota, Fungi, Ascomycota, Eurotiomycetes, Eurotiales, Aspergillaceae. Gene Ontology annotation, cellular component: replication fork; site of double-strand break; nucleus. Gene Ontology annotation, molecular function: DNA-directed DNA polymerase activity; damaged DNA binding. Bases 112 to 2100 code for a protein of 662 amino acids. The record is from RefSeq and is a predicted model, not a curated record. Gene Ontology annotation, biological process: error-prone translesion synthesis; response to radiation.